AUGUCUGGUCCUGCUUCGUCUAUGAUGAGACAGGCAUCGAGAGCCUGUGCUCGAAGGCUUACUUCAUCACCAUCUCUUCCUUCGUCGCAUUUGCGAGCUGCUUCCAUCGCAACUCCGCGUCGCCACUAUGUCUCCGAGUCGAAGCCAUCAAAUGCCCAGGUCUCCGACAUCGAUGCAGCCAUCAAAGCAGACCAGAAGAAAUUUAUUCAACAGAGCGGCAAUGCUCCCUCAGACGUCAACGUCCCGGGAACCAAUAUGAGUGCCGACACAAUGAUGAGUCCAUCUGCUGGGAUUUUGAAGCAAGCCACAGUCAUGGACCAGGGUACUCGUCCCAUCUAUCUCGAUGCCCAGGCUACUACACCUGUCGACCCCAGAGUCCUCGACGCCAUGCUACCCUUCCUUACUGGCCUGUACGGCAAUCCCCAUUCACGGACACAUGCUUACGGGUGGGAGAGCGAGAAAGCUGCGGAACAGGCAAGAGAACAUGUCGCCAAGCUCAUUGGUGCUGAUCCAAAAGAAAUCAUCUUCACCAGUGGCGCGACUGAAAGCAAUAAUAUGAGCAUCAAGGGCGUCGCCAGGUUUUUCGGCAGGUCAGGCAAGAAGAGACACAUCAUCACCAGCCAGACAGAGCAUAAAUGUGUCUUGGACAGCUGUCGCCACCUACAAGACGAGGGGUUUGAAGUCACAUAUCUUCCAGUCGACUCAAACGGCUUGAUCAGCUUGCAGCAACUGGAAGAGGCCAUUAGGCCUGAGACCGCCCUCGUCAGCAUCAUGACCGUCAACAACGAAAUCGGCGUCAUUCAGCCCAUGAAAGAAAUUGGCCAGCUUUGCCGGUCAAAGAAGGUAUAUUUCCACACCGACGGCGCCCAGGCUGUCGGCAAGAUCCCUAUUGAUGUUAACGCCUGGAACGUGGAUUUGAUGUCAAUUUCCAGCCAUAAAAUUUACGGCCCUAAGGGUAUUGGUGCCUGCUACGUUAGAAGACGACCUCGCGUCAGAAUCGACCCCAUCAUCAGUGGCGGAGGUCAGGAGCGAGGUCUCCGCAGUGGCACACUUGCUCCCCAUCUGGUUGUCGGAUUCGGAGAGGCGUGCCGCAUUGCCAAAGAAGAGAUGCCGUACGACACCAAGCGCAUCAAUGCUCUUUCUAAAAGACUCACCGAUGGCCUGCUUUCCUUGGAGCAUACCUCGAUGAACGGCGACCCUGAGCGGCGUUAUCCCGGCUGUGUCAACGUCUCCUUCGCCUACGUCGAAGGCGAGUCUCUUCUAAUGGCGCUUAAAGACAUCGCCCUGUCUUCCGGGAGUGCCUGUACAUCUGCAUCAUUGGAGCCUAGCUAUGUCCUUCGGGCUCUUGGAAACAGCGACGAAAGUGCCCACAGUAGCAUCCGCUUCGGCAUUGGGCGUUUCACCACGACCAGCGAGAUCGACUAUGUCUUGAAAGCCGUCAAGGAGCGGGUCACCUUCUUGAGAGAGCUCAGCCCGUUGUGGGAGCUUGUCCAAGAAGGAAUUGACUUGAACACCAUCGAAUGGAGCCAGCAUUGA
Molecule: messenger RNA, 1536 nt
Organism: Cladophialophora yegresii CBS 114405
Lineage: Eukaryota; Fungi; Ascomycota; Eurotiomycetes; Chaetothyriales; Herpotrichiellaceae
Product: cysteine desulfurase
Exons: 2
Coding region: 1-1536 (511 amino acids)
Biological process (GO): [2Fe-2S] cluster assembly
Cellular component (GO): mitochondrion; cytosol; nucleus
Molecular function (GO): cysteine desulfurase activity; pyridoxal phosphate binding
Source: RefSeq, a predicted model, not a curated record